Messenger RNA from Aspergillus melleus, 309 nucleotides. RefSeq lists its product as uncharacterized. The record is from RefSeq and is a predicted model, not a curated record. The transcript has a single exon. Bases 1 to 309 code for a protein of 102 amino acids. Lineage: Eukaryota; Fungi; Ascomycota; Eurotiomycetes; Eurotiales; Aspergillaceae. Gene Ontology annotation, molecular function: methyltransferase activity.
AUGGGAAAUACCAUGGGCGCCCGGAAGUAUUGGGUGGACUGGUAUCCCGUGCAGGAACGAAUCUUGAACGGAGCGGACCCGAAUACAGCCUUGAUUGUGGAUGUCGGCGCAGGCAAAGGCCAUGAUUUGAUCGCGGUUCAGGAAAGAUUCCCAAACACGGGGCAGCUAGUGUUGGAGGAUUUAGAAGCUGUUACUGAUACCUUGGACCUAGAUCCGACGAUUCAAAAGGUUCCGUAUGAUUUCUUCACGGAGCAGCCUGUUCCUGGUAAGUCCUUGGGACUCCCUGUAUGGAUGUACAGGCCUAACUAG